Trichechus manatus latirostris (Florida manatee) is the source of this 1231-nucleotide messenger RNA. RefSeq names its product palmitoyl-protein thioesterase 2 (gene PPT2). The transcript is spliced from 9 exons. Lineage: Eukaryota; Metazoa; Chordata; Mammalia; Sirenia; Trichechidae. Gene Ontology annotation, cellular component: lysosome. The record is from RefSeq and is a predicted model, not a curated record. Bases 212 to 1123 code for a protein of 303 amino acids. Gene Ontology annotation, molecular function: palmitoyl hydrolase activity; thiolester hydrolase activity.
CUAGACUCGGGAGAAGUAAACAGCGGGCCGACCGAGGCUCGCGGACUCAGGCCAGGUGGGAGUUUGCACUCUCCAGGGGGCCUGGGCUGCUACUCAGGGGUCUUGCAAAACCCCGAGUCGUGCGUGAUGCAUUAGGAAGAUCCCGGGCCUAGGGACAGAACCCCCGAGCGCCGAGUUGGAGGCGGAGCUUCGGGAGUGCUUUGGCGGGAGCAUGCUGGGGCUCCUGUGGCCGCGGCUUCCCCCGGCGGGGGUCCUGUUCCUGUUGCCCCUCCUGCCACUUCUGCUACUGCCCGCGACCCCGUCGCCCCACCGCGCCACCUACAAGCCGGUCAUAGUUGUGCACGGGCUCUUUGACAGCUCGUACAGCUUCCGCCACCUGCUGGAAUACAUCAACCAGACACACCCCGGGACUGUGGUAACAGUGCUUGAUCUCUUCGAUGGGAGAGAGAGCUUGCGGCCCCUGUGGGAACAGGUGCAAGGGUUCCGGGAGGCCGUGGCCCCCAUCAUGGCGAAGGCCCCUGAAGGAGUACAUCUCAUCUGCUACUCACAGGGGGGCCUUGUGUGCCGGGCACUGCUCUCUGUCAUGGAUGAUCACAAUGUGGAUUCUUUCAUCUCCCUCUCCUCUCCACAGAUGGGACAGUAUGGAGACACAGACUAUUUGAAGUGGCUGUUCCCUACCUCCAUGCGAUCUAACCUUUACCGGAUCUGCUAUAGCCCCUGGGGCCAGGAAUUUUCCAUUUGCAACUACUGGCACGACCCUCACCAUGAUGACUUGUACCUCAACGCCAGCAGCUUCCUGGCCCUGAUCAAUGGGGAAAGAGACCAUCCCAAUGCCACUGCAUGGAGGAAGAACUUUCUCCGUGUAGGUCACCUGGUGCUGAUCGGGGGCCCUGAUGAUGGUGUUAUUACCCCCUGGCAGUCCAGUUUCUUUGGUUUCUACGAUGCAAAUGAGACGGUCUUAGAGAUGGAGGAACAACUGGUUUAUCUGCGGGAUUCUUUUGGGCUGAAGACUCUCUUGGCCCGGGGGGCCAUAGUGAGGUGUCCAAUGACUGGGAUCCCACACACGGCUUGGCAUUCCAACCGUACCCUUUAUGAGGACUGCAUUGAACCAUGGCUCUCCUGAGGACAUCUGCAGGGGUCCCCCAGGAACCCCCCAACCCAGAGACCCAGUGGCGGCCUUGGAAAGCAGACGUCAGGCUCUGGCGUGCCUGUGACCACCUCGUUGCUUCCA